AGGCAUUUUAAACUCGUCUGUUAUGUACUCAAUUGGACCAUGGCUUGUCUGCCUCUUGAUCACCGCGGGAUCCCUUCUUCAAGUCUUAGAUGGUUCGUUGCACCACUGGAGAGAAGGUGAAGCACCAUCAUGCGAACAACUAAGAGCAUUUUGGGACAUUAUUAGCCGAACAGUAAGAAUGAGUGAAAUAACGAACGAAAUUCCAGUAAUUCCAAUGGAUUUCUUCUCUUCAUUUGAUCCUCAACUACAAUUAACAAGCCAAAGGAGAAAACCAAUGAAGAACAGUAUCAUAAAUGUGGAGCCAUAUAUUUCCAAAAAUAUCCAUAAAACUCAGUCACGCCUUAAGAAUGGUUUUGAAAUGCUCAGUCCCCAUGAUGAUCAUCAGAUCACGUCCAAUAAUGACCUGAAAGGAGUAUUUGGAGAUUUCCAUUCUCUGACAGAGGUACCUUCAUCUGUAGAUUCUCAGUGGCAUUCCGAAUCAGAGGCACCAUUCAUGGGCCCAUCAUCUGUGAUACCCGGAGAGAAGAAGAACAUGGACAAUGAAGAAUUUUUUGAACCACAAUGGGGGGAACCAGAAGAAGUGGGAAUGUUUGGAAGGUUUGUAGAUCUUGUUGGCGGUUCUCUUCAUCAAACCAGAGUACCAAAAGAUUCGGCUGAGAACUGGCCUGAGUUACCAUUUGUGAUGGAACCUUCAUUCCCAACUCAAGGAAAUUUACAGGUAAUAGUUUAUGUUGACUUAAUUGAACCAAAGUUAAAAACCAAAGCUGUUUUUAUAUCCGAUCAACUAAGCAAUUAG
Molecule: messenger RNA, 796 nt
Organism: Stegodyphus dumicola
Lineage: Eukaryota; Metazoa; Arthropoda; Arachnida; Araneae; Eresidae
Source: RefSeq, a predicted model, not a curated record